AUGGAGAUGGUUGACAGUAAUGGUGAAAGUAUCAUCACCAGUAGUCACGAAAGCGAAAUCACCAGUAGUAAUGAAACUGAAAUGUAAAUGUAUUUUGACUGAAAGCAGAACUCUCCUUUCUUGAUGGAAUAUCGAGGCAAAGUAACAGCAAGAAGUGUAUUUAGCUUUUCUUUAGUGUCCAGAAAGUUUUGGUUAAUUAUUUCAUUACUUCUCCAAGAAUUGGGUUUUUACUUAUAAUCGCUCCCAUCAUGAUUUUUGUGUGAUUAAAAUAUUUCCAUUGUGAGCACUUUUUCAAAGCUCAAAAAGGUGCGUUAAAAUUCACUACCAUCCAGUAAAUUAAAUAACAGACUGUGUCAAUUUCCACCAGUUUGUUGGGCAUUUCGUAUCACUAUUUAUCAACAGUUUUCAUGCGUAUUGUCUGACUGAAAUGGCAGUAUACAUCGAUUUUCGUUUUGCUUUUACCUUGUGGGCUUUCCGUUGCUUGGCGCGGUUUUGGAACCUUUGCUAUGCAAGAUGUGAUAUGUUGAUGUUCUCUUUCUAGGAAUCUAACAAGGAUUACGAAGACGACAAGCGUAUCCCAUACCAAGAGAAAGGAAGAAGCUCUGCAUAUUCAAGUGAAGAGGUUGUCGACAUUUUGAUGAGAGUAAAAGAGCCUGUCUGUACCAAAGUGCCAUUUCAGGUUAUGGAAAACACCUCCUUUUUGGUUGAUUUAGACGCCCUUGUCCAUCCGCAUGAUUGUAAAGCUGACGAUCUUGGCAAGUAUCAUACUCGUUCUCUGAAAAGCUACAUUUCCGUCGACCGCAACGUGAGUGGGGAUAUCUUGGAAAUGAAGAUAACGAGGCAAAAGAGAAACGACGCCGACUUCAUAAUGGUUGUCAAGCACUAUCAUCAUCAUGACAAGGAAGCUGAAUACUAA
Molecule: messenger RNA, 916 nt
Organism: Pocillopora meandrina
Lineage: Eukaryota; Metazoa; Cnidaria; Anthozoa; Scleractinia; Pocilloporidae
Source: the annotation of a GenBank genome assembly